GGAUAGGCAUUUCACUUGAUGUAGAAGUUGUUGUUGCUGGCAGAAAUGCUGUCAGGUCUCACACCAGCAGUUCUAGACCUGAUGAAAUGAUUUCAGUGAAAGUGGGAGGAUCAGGUAGGAGAAAAAUCCCUGAAUUAAUCCUUAAUAACAGAGGAAGUAGCGUUGAGGUAGCUGGAUGAAAGUUGCCAUGGAGGGAUGGAUGAUAUUUAUAGAUCAGGGCUUGUAUGUGCUGGAAUAUAUAUCAAAAGAGUAUUUCUUUGUAAAUGGCCCUGGCUUUCACCAUAUGGAGAGCAAGGCUGGUGCAUCCUUUGCUGCACUUCAUUUUCCACACCCAUGAGAUCCUCAAGCUCGAGUGUUGCACCCAGCCAUGUUACUGAAGAUCACCUUGUCUUCUGGAAGUAGAACCACAGUGAACAGAUGAAUCUCUUCAGCCAGACAUUCCUCCAGUAGAUCUCUCUCCUCAUGGAGCACCACGGCAGGGAGGAGAUGGAUACAAAAGAGGAAAGUCCUCAGGUGUGGGCUGACUCUGCUGAGCAGGAACAGAAUGCUGCUCAGGUGCACUUUGUCCCUGAGGGGGGGACGGUGGCACAGAUUGUGUACAGCGACGAGCAGGACCGGCCCUCGCAGCAGGUGGUCUACACGGCGGAUGGCACCUCCUACACAUCUGUGGACACCUCAGAGCACACGCUCGUUUACAUCCAUCCCGUGGAAGCUACACAGACUCUGUUUACAGAUCCGUCCCAAGUGGCUUACGUCCAACAGGAUGCCACCACCCAACAGGUAACUGUGCUCUUGCCUGCUGCUGCUCAGAGCAUGAAUCCCACCAACCUGUCCGUGCUCGGCAACGUUGCCGAAUCCCCCCAGCAAAUGGCUCUGGAGCAGGGUCCACAAGCAGAUAGAGCAUCAUUACCGGUGCAUAACCAGGUGUUACCUCCUAUGGAGGCAGUGGAUGGUUCUGACCCUUUAGCACCUCUGCAGAAUCAAAUGGGAAGCAUGGAAACAAAAGAGGAAGAUGAUGAGGAUGAAGAUGAGGAUGAGGAUGGGGAAGACACUGAUAUGGAUGAAUGGGAUCCAGAUCCACCUCGACCCUUUGAUCCCAGUGAUUUAUGGUGUGAAGAGUGUAACAAUGCCCAUCCCUCUGUGUGUCCAAAACACGGCCCUCUGCAUCCCAUCCCAAACAGGCCUGUGCUGACCAGGGCCAGAGCCAGCCUCCCCUUGGUGCUCUACAUAGACAGGUUUUUGGGAGGUGUGUUCUCCAAAAGACGUAUCCCAAAACGCACCCAGUUUGGACCCGUGGAAGGACCCCUGGUUAGACAAACUGAACUCAAAGACUGCUACAUCCAUUUGAAGGUUUCUCUUGAUAAGGGUGACAGAAAAGACAGAGAUUUGCAAGAGGACCUGUGGUUUGAACUUUCUAGCGAGGCUCUCUGUAACUGGAUGAUGUUUGUACGUCCAGCUCAAAACCAUUUGGAGCAGAACCUGGUGGCUUAUCAGUACGGUCACCAUAUUUAUUACACAACCAUUAAAAACGUGGAGCCCAAGCAGGAACUCAAGGUGUGGUAUGCUGCCUCUUACGCAGAGUUUGUGAACCAGAAGAUCCAUGACAUAUCUGAAGAGGAAAGGAAGGUUCUCAGAGAGCAGGAGAAGAACUGGCCGUGUUACGAGUGCAACCGUCGCUUCAUGAGCUCAGAGCAGCUCCAGCAGCACCUCAACUCCCACGAUGAGAAGCUGGACUUCUUCAGCAGAGCCAGAGGCCGGGGUCGUGGGAGAGGCAAGAGGAGGUUUGGACCAGGCAGACGCCCGGGCCGCCCUCCCAAAUUCAUGAGGAUGGAAGUAACCAGUGAAAAUGGGGAAAAAUGUGAAGAAGGGACACAGGACUUGCUGCAUUUUUCCAGCAAGGGGCAGUUUGAUGAGGCCAGACAAGCUGCACUGAAUGGGUUGGAACAGCAGGAGCAGACUCCAGUGCCAUCAGAGACACAGUCAGCACUGGAGCAGCAGCAGGCUGAGAACCACCCUCUCCAGAUCCCACCGCAGCACGACGAGAGCGCGGUGCCUGCGCAGAGCACUAUGACAGCAGAUGACAUGAGGCGAGCGAAGCGUAUCAGGAAUGCAGCUCUUCAGCACUUGUUCAUCCGAAAGUCCUUUCGCCCUUUCAAAUGCCUCCAGUGUGGCAAAGCCUUCCGGGAGAAGGACAAACUGGAUCAGCACUUGAGGUUCCACGGCCGGGAAGGGAACUGCCCUCUGACUUGUGACAUCUGCAACAAGGGCUUCAUCAACAGUGGUGCCCUCGAGAGCCACAUGAAGUUCCACAUGGACCAGAAAACAUAUUCCUGCAUCUUCUGUCCCGAAUCCUUCGACCGCUUGGAUCUGCUGAAGGAUCACGUGGCCGUUCACGUCAACGACGGCUGCUUCACCUGCCCCACCUGCAAAAAGCGCUUUCCAGACUUCAUCCAGGUCAAGAAACACGUUCGCAGCUUCCACUCAGAGAAGAUCUAUCAGUGUACAGAGUGUGACAAGGCUUUCUGCCGGCCCGACAAGCUGCGGCUCCAUAUGCUGCGACACUCAGACCGCAAAGACUUCCUCUGCUCCACCUGUGGCAAGCAGUUCAAGAGGAAGGACAAACUGCGAGAGCACAUGCAGAGGAUGCACAACCCAGAGAGGGAGGCCAAGAAAGCUGAUCGAAUCAGCCGCUCAAAAACCUUCAAGCCUCGAAUAGCCUCCACUGACUACGAGAGCUUCAUGUUCAAGUGCCGGCUCUGCAUGAUGGGCUUCCGGCGCAGGGGGAUGCUGGUGAAUCAUUUAUCAAAGAGACACCCAGAUAUGAAAAUAGAAGAGGUGCCAGAGCUCACGUUGCCCAUCAUCAAACCCAACAGAGAUUACUUCUGUCAGUACUGUGAUAAGGUGUACAAGAGUGCCAGUAAACGCAAAGCACACAUCCUGAAGAACCAUCCUGGUGCUGAGCUACCUCCAAGCAUCCGGAAACUGCGUCCUGCAGGCCCAGGAGAGCCUGAUCCCAUGCUGAGCACCCACACCCAGCUGACAGGCACCAUAGCCACCCCUCCAGUCUGCUGUCCUCACUGUUCCAAGCAGUACAGCAGUAAGACAAAGAUGGUACAGCACAUUCGCAAGAAGCACCCGGAGUUUGCUCAGCUCCCCAACACCAUCCACACCCCGCUGGCAACGGCUGUCAUCAGUUCCACCCCUGCUGUCCUGACCACUGACAGCACAACUGGAGAGACUGUGGUGACAACAGACUUACUGACACAGGCAAUGACAGAGAUAUCCCAGACCCUCACAACAGACUAUCGAACUCCCCAGGGGGAUUACCAGCGAAUCCAGUACAUCCCUGUGUCUCAAUCCACAACUGGCUUGCAGCAGCCUCAGCACAUACAGCUGCAGGUUGUCCAAGUGGCCCAGGCUACCUCACCUCACCAGUCCCAGCACUCCACAGUGGACGUGGGGCAGCUCCAUGACCCCCAGACAUACACCCAGCACGCUAUCCAGGUGCAGCACAUCCAGGUCACAGAGCCCUCGCCAGCAGCUCAGUCAUCCUCACAGGUUGGAGCUCAGCCUUUGAGUCCCUCCUCACAACCAUCUCAGCAGGAACUCAGCCCCUCACAGAUGCAGACAACUACAUCAACACCAAACCAAGGCCUCCAGCAGCAGCAAGGAUCUUCAGUCCAGCACACGUAUCUGCCCAGCACAUGGAACUCAUUUCGGAGCUAUCCAUCUGAGAUUCAGAUGAUGACCAUUCCCCAAGGCCAGUACGUGAUCACAGAGACCGCUGUAGGUACACCAGUCACCACUGUCAACACAGGGCAAGUGAAAGCAGUUACUCAGACACACUAUGUGAUAUCUGAAGGUCAGCCCGAUCUGGAUGUCAAACAAAACUCUUCACUCUCCACUGAGGUACAGGUCGGUGUUUCCCAACCACCAGCUCCCACAGAUCCCUUGGAAUCACAAGCAAGCACUCAGCAGCAAACCACCCAGUACAUAAUCACUACAACCACCAACGGGAACGGUGGCAGCGAGGUGCACAUCACUAAACCAAGAACUUUCUCAGCAGAACACGAAUGAAGAAGCCUCGUGGUGUCACUUUGCUUGUACUUGUCCCUCAAAAGCCCAGAUGUGUGGGUAUCCUGGAGCUCAGUGUGGUUUAAAGUACAUGCUCACUUCAACUAAAAUCUUGGAGCUCUUCUUCAUGCUUUAAGAGGGUUUAAGUGUCCAGUGACCAUGAAGUACCCUCAGAGUCCUUCUGGGAUGCUAUUUUAUGCAGCUUUUAACAGGAAAAAAAGAGGACAAGAGGAGAAGCAAAACUUCUGCUUGCUCUGGACUUUAUUUUUGGCAUGUCUGGUGACCCUUAUUUUUCCUUUAUGAAAAUGUCUCCAGUAAAGAACUUUUAAUUCUAUGGGGGGAAAAAAGCUUGCCUAACUGAAGGCCAACUGGCAGAUUAUGUUGCACGUGGUUUGGUUUUUUUCAUAGGAGCUGUUAAACGGGGCAACAUCACACAGAUUGCCAGACCAUGGCAAAACUGCUGCCUGUGUCUUCAUUUCAGCAGCCAAGGUGAAAGGGAAAUCUACCAAGUUAAUGCAAGCAGACUGCCUGGUGAACAAAGAACAAAGAGCAGCAGCAGCAAUGUAGUGGCUCCUUGUGUAAAUGUGCAGGGAUGGCUAGAAACAAGCUGUGAAGAUGUGCUGAAGUAAUCCAUUAAGUUAUUAUUUUUUCCAACCCUCAAGAACUGUUUACACACUGUCUCCCCUGCACUAUUUAACCCAGCAGUUCCAGAAAGAAGGAAGAAAAAAUGUAGUCUUAAAACCCACGUUGUGUGGAACAAACUGACUGAAUCCGUAGUAGCAUGUAAGGGUAGUGUGGAGCCACCCUUGUCUCUUUUUUCCCCUCCUUUAUUUGCAGGGAAAAUUGCCAUUUUGCCUGUAAACUGAAAAAAAACCCAACCCAACCAAAAGGCUCAGCUUAGCCUGCAUAGCAGCUCCUGCUGUGGCCUAAAGGUAACUGUGCCAGGAGAAAAAUAAGGGUACAGGAGCACACCUCUGUGAAGGCACAGGGUCGUCAUCUCUGUCACCACCUCAAAGUGGACACGUUUUUCCCCUUGGAUGGAGAGUUGGUUACUCCUGGUUUGUUUUUCCCAAUCCUUUGUUAACAAGGCAGUGUAAUUCCUUUGGACAGGUCCAUAAAAUGACCAGCCCUGGACUCAGGGAAUGUACAAGAAACGUGCUAGUGGACCACUAUUUAUGGGACAUAGCUAUCUGUGAGGGUUGCCUGCUUUUGGUAGACCUGGUCUAUGUACAGGAUUCAUGUUAUGUUUAGGGACCAGGAGAAAGGGAAGGAGAUUUCUCUUCAGGCAGUUUGUUUAAGGGGUUUUUUUUUCCUUACAUAAUUCUCCUUCACAGGUCUUGUUGGUCAGUUUCUAGUAUUUGCAACAAUAUACCUACGACUCCAUUUGACUCCUGAUGGGAUACACUGUGUAUGUCUAAAUCUCUAUUUACUGUCUGAAAAACUCACCCCAGAAUGUCUGUGCACAAGAGGAUACAUUCAUUUUGUCAGAGGCAAAGGAGGACGCUGUGUCUUUGUGGCCCUUGAGACUGAAGAACUGAGAGAGGGGUUGUGGGGGGUUUCUUUUGCAUUGUUUUCUCUUGUGCUGCGCUGAGUGUGAACGUUGGGACUCUUUGCAUAAGUCCUGACACAGAUUUAGAUGAAGAUUACCCAUGUAAGCAAGCACUACAGAUGUUUACAAGUUCUGGCAUCAGGAUUUAUGCAGUUAAAGCUCUUAGAUACAAGAGAACUUCACACUCAGGCUGGACAAGAGGAAGUCCUGCAGGCAAAGCCUUGUAGCAGGUAUUGCUUUGGUAAUGAACAUAUCUGUUUAAUAUGGCAUGGAAACAUCGACCAUGCAUAGUGAAAUACAUCAGAUUGAGAACACUGGCCAGCUUGAAACUGAUUAGAGGGUAGCUUUGAAGUGACUUGCUGAAAAGUUGAUUUUUUUUUCUCACUGUAAUGAGACUGGUAAAGUUCAUGAGGACCAGAGCUCACAUUCAGUCAAGUACAGCGAGGAGUGUCUUUAAAUUCAGUACAUUUGGGAGCCAUGCAACUGCAGGUCCCACCAAUUCAUUUUGAAGUUGUGCUGUUGAAGGCUUCUGAAACCACAACAUAGGGUGUUGUGGUGAUGUUUGUGUGGGACAUGGGAGACUUUUGAUUUGGUUUUCUUCCAGCUGACAGAUGACUUAAUAACAAGCCAAAUAUGGCCUAAGUAGUAGGGAAAUAUGAGAUUCCAGGUGGGUACUGCCCUAAAGGAGCAAUUUUCAAGUCCAAGAAGGUCUAUAGUCUUUAUAGAUAACAUCAGCCUUGAUCCCCUUAGCGAUGAGAUGUGGGGUUUAAAAAACAUUUGGCUCUAUUCUCCUUUGUUCAAAAGGAUCACAGAAUGAGGACAAUUUGUACCUGUUAUUUAAACCUGAAAGGUGUUCCAGAAACCAAUUCUAAAGCAGCCUCUUUGAACUCAAAUCUCCCAUCUCAGUGUCUACCCUUUAAUCUGUACCAAGAUUAAAUAAAUGCCUUGUUCCAGAAGCAACAUCCCUAGAAAUGUAUUUUCCUUCGUAAGAAAGGAAUUAGAGUGAUUGCACAAAUGGCAGAGAUGCCAGAACAAGACAACAUUUUGCAUGGGUUUGGGGUUUUGGGGUUUUUUUUCUGCAGUGCAGAAGGUAUAGGAUUUAUUAUCUUUUAAACCAGAGCAACCCAAAGAUCUGUCUCUUAGGUAAUGUCCCACAGGAUCUUGACUCUGUUCCCUGCAAGGGCCACGUUUUCCUUGAAGAUAGGCACAAGUGCAGGUUCCAAGGCCUAACACUGCUCCUUGUAGCCAUUUGGGGUUUGAUUUCCCACUUUCCUGGCAGAAGAAAAACUAAACCCAACCCCUUCCCUGAAUUUGCACCUGGUGGACUGCUCGAGCUGUUCGGCUCUGCCCUUUUCUCUUAUUUAACUGUGUAUGUUCGUUGUACAUUCGGUAACUGUUACUGUGUUCAGAGUCUUGUGCAACCUCGCAGCUGUGUAAAAAACAACUCGAAAUUAAUAAAUCUUUUCUUUUUUUACAAAAAA
Molecule: messenger RNA, 7104 nt
Organism: Colius striatus (speckled mousebird)
Lineage: Eukaryota; Metazoa; Chordata; Aves; Coliiformes; Coliidae
Gene: PRDM10
Product: PR/SET domain 10
Exons: 23
Coding region: 463-4077 (1204 amino acids)
Biological process (GO): regulation of transcription by RNA polymerase II; cell fate commitment
Cellular component (GO): nucleus; cytoplasm
Molecular function (GO): histone deacetylase binding; RNA polymerase II cis-regulatory region sequence-specific DNA binding; DNA-binding transcription factor activity
Source: RefSeq, a predicted model, not a curated record